AUGGGUGCCUCCAGUACUUGUCCUUGCCACCACUUCAGCUCCUCCUCCAUCCUCACCAAGCGGACCAUCGCCUUCGCGCUCUACGCCCUCGUUCCCCUCGCCCUCCUCCACUACCUCCUCUCUCUUCCUCCCACUUCCCCCCCUCCUCCCACCACCACCGGCGUCCCCUCCACCCCAUCACCAACGCAGCAGGCGGAGGCUCCGGCAGCGCGGUGCGAUUACUCGGACGGGGAGUGGGUGCGGACCACGGAAGGCCCUCGGUACAAUGGGUCGAGCUGCGGCGAGACGAUCAAGGCCGGCCAGAACUGCGAGGCGCACGGGCGGCCGGACACGGGGUACAUCUACUGGCGGUGGCGCCCGCGCGGGUGCGCGCUGCCGCCGUUCGACCCCGCCGAGUUCCUGAGCGCGGUGCGCGGUCGCCACGUGGCCUUCGUGGGCGACUCGCUCGCGCGGAACCAGUGCGAGUCCCUGGUGUGCCUGCUCACCUCCGCGUUCCCGGCGCAGCUGGUGCGCGGCGCCGGCGGCGGCGACGGGGACGGGGACGGCGACGAGCUCCGCAAGUUCCGGCGCUGGGCGUUCCCGUCGCACAACGCGACGGUGUCCGUGUUCUGGUCACCGUUCCUGGUGAACGGCACGGAGAGGCCCAAAUCGCCGGCAGCGGCGGCGGGAGGGCUGGACCACAACCGGAUCUACUUCGACCAGCCCGACGAGCGGUGGGCGGCGGAGGUCCCGGGAUUCGACGUGGUGGUGCUGUCGGCGGGGCAGUGGUACCUGAACUCGGCCAUGUUCUACGACCGUGGCGCCGUCAUCGGCUGCCACCGCUGCCCGGAGCGCAACCGCACGGAGACGGGCUUCUUCGGCGUGUUCCGCCUCGCCGUCCGCAACGCGCUCUGCGAGGUCAUUACCCGCAUCGCCGCCACGUCCUCCUCCUCCUCCUCGUCCUCCUCGCCCGCCCGCCCCCGGCUGGCUGUGGUGACGACGUUCUCGCCGGCGCACUUUGAGGGGGAGUGGGACAGCCCGACCGCGUGCGUGCGCACUGAGCCGUACGCGCGCGGGGAGCGGGAGAUGGAGUACAUGGACCUGGAGAUGCUGCGCGCCGGGGUGGAGGAGGCCGCGGCGGCGGGCGCGGACGCGAGGGCGCGCGGGGCGGGCCUGGCGGUGGAGGCGCUGCAGGUGACGCGGCUGGCGGCGAUGCGCCCGGACGGGCACCCAGGCCUGUACACCCGGGCGUUCCCUUUCGCGGAGGGGACGAGGGAUCGGAUGCCCAACGACUGUGUGCACUGGUGCCUGCCCGGGCCCAUCGACACGUGGAACGAGAUCCUGCUGCAGGUCGUCAAGCGAUGGGCCGACGGCGUCGGUUCCGACGCCUCGUCGCCAUCGCCAUGA
This is a messenger RNA of Miscanthus lutarioriparius, 1386 nucleotides long. The record is from the annotation of a GenBank genome assembly. NCBI's taxonomy places the organism in Eukaryota, Viridiplantae, Streptophyta, Magnoliopsida, Poales, Poaceae.